AAAUCCUUUGCUGCCCGCCCUUGGAUCUCCUAGUCUAGUUGAUCAAAUGCUAAUGUGUUGUCUGUACAGUAACAGUUGCAGAGGGGAAUCUCAUCAUGUCUCCCUGACUCUCUGGACUACAAUCUCAGCCACAACUGAGCCAGAAACAAACAGGAAGAGCUGGUAUUCACUGGGAUAUCAGUUCCUGCAGGACCUUUUCUUGGAUUUUCUUGGAGUGUUUCCUGUUACGCUUUUUUCUCUUUUUCCUGUUUCAUUGGCUUCCUGCCUUAAACGACAGUCGCAAUGACUCCAGAGAAUCCUAAACUGCAGAGAUGUUUGCAAAACCGUCGCUCGACUAUCAACUGUCUGUCAAAGGGUGUAGAGGACAACAAAACAUUCCCAUUUUCUCAGGAGAAAACAGUGAAAGCAUGGACAUCUCUGGAGUAUCUGGAAAGUCCUGACAUCAAAGCAGAGGAAAGAUCCAAAGAGCCACAGAGAAUCAGUGUUAAUAUUGGUGGGAAAGUGUUUCAUAUCCCCAAUCAGUGUGCCAUUAAAUAUCCUCACACCCGGAUAGGUUCAUUGGCCCUCUGCAGGGACCGAGCAAAACUCCUCACGCUGUGCGACGAUUACUCUGUACGCAAGAAAGAGUUCUUCUUUGACCGUGACCCUGCCUUCUUCCACCACAUCUGCCAUUUCUACACAAGCGGAGUGCUGUGGGUCACACUGGAAAUGUGCCCCAUCAACUUCGAGGAGGAGAUCAAAUACUGGGGCCUGAGCCUGAAGGACACCCAGCGCUGCUGCUGCAUAAUGUUCGAGGAGAAGGUGGACGAGGUCAAGGACUACCUGAAGGUGGAGAGGGAGCUGUUGGCUGAGAUAGAGGUGGAGUAUGACGACGAGUUUUUCAAGGACAUGGUUUUUGGGAAUAUGCGUAAGACUCUGUGGGACAUUGUGGAAAAUCCGUACUCUUCAACUCUAGCGAAGGCUUUCACUGUGCUCUCCAACCUUUUUCUGUUCUUCUCCAUCGUCGCAAUGAGUCUCAACACUGUUGAGGAACUUGAAGAUUAUAAAAUCAACGGAAAGACAUACAUGGAAUGGGUGGAGAUCAUCACCAUUGUGUUCUUUACCUUUGAAUAUUUCAUUCGCCUUGUAACCACUCCUAACAUCACAAUGUUUUUGAAGAGUGGACUCAACUUUGUGGACAUGGUGGCGGUCAUGCCUUAUUUCGUCCAGAUUAUCUUUGAAACCUUUACUGACACUGAGAACUUAAAUGCACAGGAAGAUCUCAGGACCAUGGCGCGGGUCAGCAAGCUCAGCCACGUACUUAAAGUCAUCAAACUGCUGCGAAUCUUUCGGAUUUUGAAGCUGGCUCGACAGUCCACCGGCAUGAGAGCGUUUGGGUUUACGCUGCGGCAGUGUUACCAGCAGGCCUCUUGCAUUUUACUCUUCAUUGUCAUGGGAAUCUUUACUUUCUCUGCCCUCCUUCAUUCGGCCGAGAGGGAAACUGAAGGAUCUCCUAUCAGCAGUAUCCCAGAUGCCUGGUGGUGGGCUGCAGUCAGCAUCUCCACUGUGGGCUACGGGGAUGUGGUUCCUGUAACUGUUGUGGGCCGCAUUGUGGCCUUUGGCUGCAUCUCAUUUGGCAUCAUCCUCAACGGCAUGCCAAUCUCUUUCCUCUUUAACAAGUUCUCUGAUUACUAUGCCAAGCUAAAAGCAGGGGAGUACAACAUUAACUCAGUGCAGCGGCGCUUUCAGCUCAAGAAGCGCCUCCGACACAGAAUAAGCAUGUGUUUACAUCACUCAGAGGAAGACAAUAGUACAGACAGCCGCUUCGAGUGCCCACACUGAGUAAAACUUAAAAACAAAAAAAAAGAUGGGAGUGGUGGUGUUGCUUAGUAAACAUAAAAGUUCUCAAGUUUAACACGCGUGACAUGUGUUAGAUACAGAUAAAAAAUAAUCUGACAGCAAGUGCAAAGAAUGUGGGUGAGAAAGAGAAGAGGAAGUCAAAGUCAUGUUUGGUUGUUUUUUUUUGCACAGAUGCAGUUUUACUUUCAUUUAUGACCACCACACUGGUAACGACCCACUCCAUCAAACAGAUAGUUGAGAACCACAGAAGAAAGAUUUGGAGGAACUGAUGUUGACUUUAAGCCAUUUUAUUUGCAUGUCAAAAAGUUUCUAUUCAAAUAACUUAUGGUUUUUAAAAAAGAAAAAAGAAAAAAGGAUGAGUGUGAGGAAUAGGGCCCCAAAUUUGUAAUACACACUGACUCUUAACUCAACUUGGCCCUAAAACUUGCAAAUUGUAAACGUUGAGUGCCUGUAAAUGAUAGAAACACUUCACCGAAGUUAAUGUUUCAAGUGUUCAGGUGUUAAAACUGUAAACAUCUGUAUGGUGUACACUCAUGUUUCCUAUCAAUGUCAUAUAUGUUAAGUGAUCACUCUUUGUCAUAUGAAUAAUUAAAGCAUGUCACAAGUUGCAGGGAAUGGAGGACCCAAAUGCAGAGAGAAGGAGGAAGUUUGUUGCUUGAGGAUUUAUUUCACCAAAAAAAAUGAAGUGCAUACCAAAAGAGUCGAGAAAGUAAUAGGCAAAAACUAAGUCCAGAACAACAGAACAGGAUCUCAAAACUGGAACUCAGAGACAAAAGGUAGACUCCAUGCAAAAACACAGCAACAGAAUACACAGCAACAGAAUACAAAGAACCAACAAGAGACAAAGACAGAACAGAGACUAAAUAGACCAGGUAACAAGGACUAACAAGGGACAGGUGACACUAGGCUUGACAACAGGUGAAACACAUAAGACAAUCACAAGGGUGGGAAACUAAAGACAGGAAGUAAAACUAGACAAGACAAGGGAGAAAACAGAUUUCCAAAUAAAACAGGAAACAGAACAUAACAGAAACUCACAAUCAUGACAAAGCAGACUGAUGAAUUGCAAUAAAUCACUGGUGGGUAUGUAACUGUAAACAACUGUCAGUGUGUAAAGACUCUUCAUUAUUACAGUUCAAUACAGAUACCAACAGACAAAUGUGGAGAUGAAACAUGACAUUUUAUGUCAAUUUAAUAUGUAUUCCUAAUUGUACUACUACAGUAAAUAAAUACUGUGAAAGUGGCUAUA
Perca fluviatilis (European perch) is the source of this 3088-nucleotide messenger RNA. RefSeq names its product potassium voltage-gated channel subfamily V member 2-like. Gene Ontology annotation, molecular function: delayed rectifier potassium channel activity. The transcript is spliced from 2 exons. NCBI's taxonomy places the organism in Eukaryota, Metazoa, Chordata, Actinopteri, Perciformes, Percidae. Gene Ontology annotation, cellular component: membrane; voltage-gated potassium channel complex. Bases 283 to 1821 code for a protein of 512 amino acids. Gene Ontology annotation, biological process: potassium ion transmembrane transport; protein homooligomerization. The record is from RefSeq and is a predicted model, not a curated record.